Messenger RNA from Ectocarpus siliculosus, 804 nucleotides. The record is from the annotation of a GenBank genome assembly. NCBI's taxonomy places the organism in Eukaryota, Phaeophyceae, Ectocarpales, Ectocarpaceae.
AUGAGAUUGGUCCGUGCGAAGUUCCUGAAGGAUUUCGCUCCGCUCCACCGCCUGGGCCUGGUAUGGUGCGAGCGCGCCGCGCCCCCCCUCCUCCUAGCCGACGACUCCGGUGAGGGGGGAAGCCUUUGGCGCGACUGCCUCGCCAUCGUGCGGAACCUGACGCUCUUGAACAACGCCCGGGCUAGCGGCGGCGGCGGCGGCGGCGCGGGCCCGGACGGUUCGGCGGAGGAAGCCAUCGCGAAGGAGUCGGCGGCGCUGUGCGACAACACGGUUGUCCUCGAUGGGGAAGGGAUGAGGUCAGCGCUGAGGCUGGCGGCGCACCCGGUCAACGCGCCCGCCAAGGAGCUGCUCGCGUUGCUGGAGUCUCUGGUCCUCAGGGCGGCCAGGAGCCGCGUGAUGCACAAGGUAAGCGGCGGGGCCGCCGCCGCCGCCGCCGCUGCAGGCGCAGCCGGCGGAGCCCCUCUCGGCGUCGGUGCCGCCAGCACACCCGGUAGCAGCAGCUCUGGCGGCGGCGGCGGCGGCGGCGCCACGGCCACACCGGCGAAGAAACCGCGUCUAGCCGCCAUCUCGCCUUCAUCCACUAGUCCAGCCGUUCGCAGCGGCGGCGGCGGGGGCGGCGGUGGAAGGAGCACGACGACUGCAAUCGGCAGUCCCGGUGCGGCGGGGGCGAGCGGGGCUGCUAGGCAGGCGGGGGGCGGGGGGGCCAGCAUGUUGAUCGUGAAGAAGGCGGACGUGGAGGAUGGCAUCCUAGUGGAGGCGAAGGCGUUGCCGUCCAGCACGGGUCUAGCAUCCCUUGAGCUGUAG